UUCAUGUCACAACCCAACCUUGUGAAUACGCAAGUCGUUGUUUUGUACUCUAUCUCUUUGGAUCAUGCCAAGCACCACAAUGGCUGUGAAGGAAAAGCUCGGUAUCAAGCAUAACAAGCCAAACAUUGCCAAGGAGGUUCACUACAGGGGCGUCCGCAAGAGACCGUGGGGCCGUUAUGCCGCCGAAAUACGAGAUCCCGGCAAGAAGAGUCGCGUUUGGCUGGGGACGUUCGACACCGCGGAGGAAGCCGCCAGAGCCUACGACGCCGCCGCUCGGCAAUUCCGUGGCCCCAAGGCUAAGACCAACUUUCCUCUGCCCAACGACGGCGGCCUCAAUGGAAAUAACCGGAGUCCAAGCGAGACUAGCACCGUGGAGUCAUCCAGCCGAGAUGGUUCGGAGCGUGAGAUAACGCGCCGCUGCGACCUUGGUGUUGUCGUGGAUCGGUUCCCGUUUCUUCCGAUACAGCCACACCAGAUGGCUUUCGGUUGCGGCGGCGGCGGCGAUGGUAGUGGUGGUGUGGCGAGUUUAGUGCCAGCUAUGCGUCCGGUUUUCGUUUUUGAACCGGCUUCAUGUGGUAGGGCCGAGUUUGUGAGUCAGCCAUAUCCGUUGCCGGUCGCCGUCAAGAGCACAAUGGGAAGUACGGCUCCGAGUGACUCCGAUUCGUCGUCCGUCGUUGAUUGUCAGCCUAAGAAAGCUAUCAACCUUGAUCUUAACCUGGCUCCUCCGUCUGAGGAUUGAGAAUUGGCUUCAUCACACCUGGCGCAGCGCAAUUUUUUGUUUUUUGGGUUUUUUAAUCUAAUCCAAUGAUCAAUCUCCUGUUAUGUUAGCGAAGAGCCAAAGAGGAGUAAUUUGUCAUUACAUCUUUGAUGUAAAUAGGGCUUUUUUUUCCUUCCCUUUUUUAAGUUAACCAGCUGAACAAAACAGAUCCGAAUUUCUAUGGAUCCAUCUGAACUUUCUGUAACAUGGCUAGUUUAGAUUAUGUCAAUUUAACUUCUUUUGUUUUUCCUGAAU
Neltuma alba is the source of this 1012-nucleotide messenger RNA. Its product is annotated as ethylene-responsive transcription factor 4. The transcript has a single exon. Bases 65 to 739 code for a protein of 224 amino acids. NCBI's taxonomy places the organism in Eukaryota, Viridiplantae, Streptophyta, Magnoliopsida, Fabales, Fabaceae. The record is from RefSeq and is a predicted model, not a curated record. Gene Ontology annotation, molecular function: DNA binding; DNA-binding transcription factor activity. Gene Ontology annotation, biological process: regulation of DNA-templated transcription.